AUGGUUGCUGCAAAGGCUAUGCCUUAUAAGGCAGAAUGUCCUGUAUUAGAGAUCACCAAGCAAGAUUUUUUUCAAGAAGCGAAAACUCUCAUUGCCCAACAUUAUGAGAAAAUAAAUGAGAAUAAAGUCCAAGGUACUUCUAUAAAUGUUUUUAAAAAUAAACAUCAAAAACCAAAAUCUGGCAAAUUCAUACCUUUGGAGAUUAAAGAAAAGGAAACACUUGAUGUGGUCCAAGAAUUUCAGACAGCACACAAACGUAUUUGUUUUCCCAAACAUCUGUUCAAAAGUGAACAUUUUAAGGAGCCCUCUCAACAAACUUCUUUCAAGGAGCCAUUCAUUUUUAGUGUAAAAGAAAAAUUCAAGGACUCUAUGGAUCUGAUUGUGAAAGAACAAGUCAAACUGGGUAAAAUAGUGACUAAUAUUGAAUCAGUGGGUAAAAAAAUGGAGAAAGAAAAGCAUCAGCACCAUGGGAAGUCCAGAUCAUUGGUCUCACCAUUUGCCACCCCCAUCAUCAACCUUGGCUUGCCCUUACAACCCAUGACCUCCUCUUCCAUGGGGCUUCUGAAAGAAUAUGCAUCUCAGACCUAUAGGAUGAUUUUUCUUCUUGAACUGUAUCCUUUAGACAUACCUUUAGUACAGAAAACUUUAAUGAAGAAAGAGCAACAGCCUAUCAAACCAAAGCCAGGACCAAAGCCAGGACUCAGGCUAAAGUCUAUUCUAAGUAAAAGUGGUAAACUUGACAAUAAAGUUAAAAGAAUUGGACCACACAUAGAAAUCUUCCAAGUGUUCCGGGAAAGGACCAAAUUUGUAAAUACCAAAAAAGUAGUUAGAAUGAUCAUCAUCAUACAGGCCUAUGUCAGAGGAUGGCUUGAACGCAAAAGAUUGCAGAGAAUAAUGAUCAAGGCUUUGUCUCAUGGACCAAAUUUGAGAGCAGUUAUAAACAUGUAUCGUAGACAGAUCUAUCAUGUUAAAUAUCGACUUGGUCUUUGGAGGACAAGACAAAUUAUAAACUUUGUAGAACUAGAGGAAUGGAUGGACAGAAAAAAGUUCUAUGAAACAAUGUUUGCUAAGAGAGAAGAUUGGCAAGGAUUAGAAAGAAGUGAGCUCCUCAAGUUCUUCAACGACUGUGGUCAUUUCCCAACCCAGCAGCAAAUUGACGAGGUUUGGGACCUGGUCCAUAGAGAAGACCAUGAGAAAUAUUCUGAACUCAUCAAGAAGUUCAGUGCAAUUGAAAUGCUAUUUACACUCUAUCCUCCUCAAGGUGCCCACGUGCGUAAUAAUAUAUGGCUUAGGUCAACUUGGCUGAGACCAAUAGUAAAUGGUGAAGAAGGUUAUAGAUAUAUAGUGAAUGGACAUCCAAUACUUAAGAGAGCUAACAUCCGGAUUGUUGGAAAGUUAGUAUCCAGAUCUAUAAGAGAAAGAAAAAUGAGACAUUUAUCGCGAGAAGUAGAAUAA
Molecule: messenger RNA, 1455 nt
Organism: Neomonachus schauinslandi (Hawaiian monk seal)
Lineage: Eukaryota; Metazoa; Chordata; Mammalia; Carnivora; Phocidae
Gene: IQCM
Product: IQ motif containing M
Exons: 12
Coding region: 1-1455 (484 amino acids)
Molecular function (GO): protein binding
Source: RefSeq, a predicted model, not a curated record